Notechis scutatus (mainland tiger snake) is the source of this 1932-nucleotide messenger RNA. The record is from RefSeq and is a predicted model, not a curated record. NCBI's taxonomy places the organism in Eukaryota, Metazoa, Chordata, Lepidosauria, Squamata, Elapidae.
GCGGCACGACUUCUACCGCCGGGACCAGAAAGAGGGUGAGAGCAUCGGCGAUUUCGUGGCGGAUCUGCGGAAUCUGGGGGGCAUGUGCGGCUUCACGGAUAUGGACGAGGCGCUACGUGACCGCGUCAUCCUUGGGCUCAAAGAACCCGUUCUACAGAGCUGGCUGAUGGCGAGGGGCGACAUCUCCCUCACAGACGCCCUCGCCGAGGCAACCGCAGCCGAGGCAACCCGGAAGUCCGCAGCCCGAAUGCGACGAAUUGACGGGGCAGAUCGACCCGCGACCACCGAGGCGACCCAAACACCUGAGACACUCCCAGAGACGAACGGCCGAGCGACCACCACCACCCAUCAUGGCGACCUUGACUCCCUGUCCGACACCACCGAUGAAGAGGAGGACAUCCACCGACUCCAAGCGGAAAGAGACCGGCGCGAGCGACGGAGUCCCCCCGACGGCCAAACAGCAGUGGCCGAAGACGAGACAGCACCCCCCCCGGGCAAGAGACCGCCAAGCCGAGAGCCAGUGGAGCCGAGAGGGACGGACCGACGAAACGGCGAGAACCGACAAAGAGAAGAGACCCAUCAGACGGUCAUCAUCAGCCAUUCGUCCAGCUGGGAUGCCCGCAAGGACGCCGCACUCGCUCUCCUCAACCCCUGGAGCUCGCAGGUCGCGGAGAGGCUGCGGGAGAGUCCGGCGGGGGGACAUCCAGACGUGCCCCGGAUCGGGAACCUCGGAGCCCUCGGAAGCCUUUGCAAGCCAGGAUCUCCUCGGCGGGGGAAGGAAGGAAGGAAGCAGAAGGACCGGCAGGGAUCCGUCCUGCGGCCCCAGAAAUGGUCCCGUGAAGGAAGAGGCCCCCGGAGAUCCCCCCGGAGUCCCCGGAGCCCUUUGGAGCUGCUCUGCCGGGGAGAGAGGAAGGAUGGAGAGACCCCCCCUUUGGCCAAGGAGGGGAGCGGAAAAGGCCCCGCGGCUCUUCAGCCUGGGAGCUGUGGGGAGAGCUGGGCCAGAACCGGGCAGGAGGUCCUGCAGGAGGGAACCCUCCUCCCUCCAGAACUUCCCCCCUGGACCUCCAUCCGAUACCGGGAGGCUGAGGGUCCCCGAGGACUUUGCAGCCGACUCCGUGACUUGUGCAGGCGAUGGCUGAGCCCAGGAAAGCACAGCAAAGCCCAGAUGCUGGACCUGGUGGUUCUGGAGCGGCUCCUGGCUCUCCUGCCCCCAGAGAUGGAGGGCUGGGUGCGGGAGUGUGGAGCAGAGAGCAGCUCCCAGGCGGUGGCCCUGGCGGAAGGCUUCCUGCUGAGCCAGGCGGAGGAGCAGAAGGAGCAGCUCCAGGGGCAGAAGUGCUGCAGUGUGGAGAUCAGAGAUCCUGAGGGAAAGAAGAACCCAUCAAAUCCCCCUCGGGAGCUAUUUUUCAGGAAGAUCCCUUGGGAAGAUCCAAGACAGGACCCCUCAGGAGAGAAACAAAGAAUGAAGAUUUCUGGUUUUUAUGAGGGAAAUCAAACAGCAGUUGAACCUCCAAAUCAAGAGGGUCUUGUGUCCUUCGAGGAGGUGGCUGUGUAUUUCUCUGAGGAGGAAUGGUCUCAGCUGGAUCCUGACCAGAAAGCGCUGCAUUCGGAAGUCAUGCUUGAAAACCAUAGGAACGUGGUCUCUCUGGGUAAGAUUUUUCUAGUCCCCAAUCAGGAAGAGAGAUUAUAAUUAGUUUUUUAUUAAAGAAAACACUAAUCAAAUAUUGUCUCCUGGGAGGGAGAAGGAAAGGAUCUGGCCUUGUCGUGCUCCAAGGAAGGAAAGAGUCAAUGUCUCUUUCCUUAGAUGUUUUCUCUGCCAUUUCUUACCUGUGUUUUUUUCCAUUUCUAUUUGAACUUAUCUGUGGAGGCUGAAACGAAUGAGGUGUACUUUUAUGUGGAGGUCAUGUGAGAGGAGUGUGUUGUCAUUUCUCCUCU